GCAGAACUCAAUCCCAUUGAGGUACAAACAUGGGGAAAUCUAGGUCUUCUAUGGCCUAUCUAUUGGCCACGGUUUUGGUAGCGACUCUAAGUUUGCCAUCGGUGUUUGCUGUUGAUUAUGUCUACUCUUCUCCACCGCCUCCUUACUAUGCAUACAAUUCACCUUCUCCUCCUGUUUAUCACUCUCCUCCGCCACCAAAAGUGAAGUAUGAAUAUAUGUCACCUCCACCUCCUGUUUACUAUUCUCCUCCACCACCUGUUUAUCACUCUCCACCGCCUCCGGUUUACCAUUCUCCUCCACCACCUGUCUAUCACUCUCCACCGCCUCCAGUUUACCAUUCUCCUCCACCACCUGUCUAUCACUCUCCACCGCCUCCAGUUUACUAUUCUCCUCCACCACCCAAGAAGGACUAUGAAUACAAAUCUCCACCACCACCAAAGAUGGAUUAUGAAUACAAGUCUCCACCACCUCCCAAGAAGGACUACGAGUACAAGUCUCCUCCUCCACCCAAGAAGGAUUACGAGUACAAGUCUCCACCACCUCCCAAGAAGGACUACGAGUACAAGUCUCCUCCUCCACCCAAGAAGGAUUACGAGUACAAGUCCCCUCCACCACCAAAGAAGGACUACGAGUACAAGUCUCCCCCACCCCCCAAGAAGGAUUACGAGUACAAGUCUCCACCACCUCCCAAGAAGGACUACGAGUACAAGUCUCCACCACCUCCCAAGAAGGACUACGAGUACAAGUCUCCUCCUCCACCCAAGAAGGAUUACGAGUACAAGUCUCCACCACCUCCCAAGAAGGACUACGAGUACAAGUCUCCUCCUCCACCCAAGAAGGAUUACGAGUACAAGUCCCCUCCACCACCGAAGAAGGACUACGAGUACAAGUCUCCCCCACCACCCAAGAAGGAUUACGAGUACAAGUCUCCAUCACCUCCCAAGAAGGACUACGAGUACAAGUCUCCUCCUCCACCCAAGAAGGAUUACGAGUACAAGUCUCCACCACCUCCCAAGAAGGACUACAAGUACAAGUCUCCACCACCACCAAAGAAGGACUAUGAGUACAAGUCCCCUCCACCACCCAAGAAGGGCUACGAGUACAAGUCUCCCCCACCACCCAAGAAGGAUUACGAGUACAAGUCUCCACCACCUCCCAAGAAGGACUACGAGUACAAGUCUCCCCCACCUCCCAAGAAGGAUUACGAGUACAAGUCCCCUCCACCACCAAAGAAGGACUACGAGUACAAGUCCCCUCCGCCACCCAAGAAGGAUUACGAGUACAAGUCCCCUCCACCUCCUAAGAAGGACUACGAGUACAAGUCCCCUCCACCACCCAAGAAGGAUUACGAGUAUAAGUCUCCUCCACCACCCAAGAAGGAUUACGAGUACAAGUCCCCUCCUCCACCAAAGAAGGAUUACGAGUACAAAUCUCCCCCACCACCCAAGAAGGAUUACGAGUACAAGUCCCCUCCACCACCCAAGAAGGACUACGAGUACAAGUCUCCUCCACCACCAAAGAAGGACUACGAGUACAAGUCUCCUCCACCACCAAAGAAGGACUACGAGUACAAAUCUCCACCACCACCAAAGAAGGACUAUGAAUACAAAUCUCCACCACCACCAAAGAAGGACUACGAAUACAAAUCUCCACCACCACCCAAGAAGGACUACGAAUACAAGUCUCCACCACCUCCCAAGAAGGACUACGAGUACAAAUCUCCACCACCACCGAAGAAGGACUACGAGUACAAGUCUCCUCCACCACCCAAGAAGGACUACGAGUACAAAUCUCCACCACCACCCAAGAAGGACUACGAGUACAAAUCUCCACCACCACCCAAGAAAGACUACGAGUACAAGUCUCCACCACCUCCCAAGAACGACUACAUUUAUGCCUCACCACCACCUCCAUACCACUACUAGAGUGAUAUCCUUCGCAUCCCUACUCUAAGUUAAAAGAAGAAAAUACUCAUAUCAAUAAAGAGAUGGCCUAAGGAUGAAUGUCACUACGUUCAAACAAUGGUCCUCCAUUAUUUACGUCGUGUGAUCCAUAUGUUCUUUUCUUUUCAAAUUUAGUUUCAUAUUGUGUAUUCAUAUUUACAUUAAGAAGUGAGAAAAUUUCAUUUAAUUUCCAAACGA
Molecule: messenger RNA, 2141 nt
Organism: Cucurbita maxima (winter squash)
Lineage: Eukaryota; Viridiplantae; Streptophyta; Magnoliopsida; Cucurbitales; Cucurbitaceae
Product: extensin-3-like
Exons: 2
Coding region: 30-1925 (631 amino acids)
Biological process (GO): plant-type cell wall organization
Molecular function (GO): structural constituent of cell wall
Source: RefSeq, a predicted model, not a curated record